Homalodisca vitripennis (glassy-winged sharpshooter) is the source of this 2684-nucleotide messenger RNA. It is a transcript of the gene Moca-cyp, whose product is annotated as peptidyl-prolyl cis-trans isomerase G. NCBI's taxonomy places the organism in Eukaryota, Metazoa, Arthropoda, Insecta, Hemiptera, Cicadellidae. Gene Ontology annotation, molecular function: peptidyl-prolyl cis-trans isomerase activity. Gene Ontology annotation, cellular component: intracellular membrane-bounded organelle. The record is from RefSeq and is a predicted model, not a curated record. Gene Ontology annotation, biological process: protein peptidyl-prolyl isomerization. The transcript is spliced from 11 exons. The coding region runs from base 94 to 2559 and encodes 821 amino acids.
UUUAGUGAAACAAGAAAUCAGUAACACUACGUUUGGAGAUCUGCAAUCUGAUCUCUUCUUCAGGUGGUUCUUGAAGCCAUAGAUAAAACGAAGAUGGUUCGACCAAGAUGUUUUUUCGAUGUGGAAGUUGGAGGAUUGAACAUAGGCAGAGUUGUGUUUGAGCUAUAUUCGGAUAUUUGUCCGAUUACAGUGGAAAAUUUCCGAGCCCUUUGUACUGGUGAAAAGGGUAUUGGAAAGACAUCAGGAAAACCACUACAUUAUAAAGGAAUAAUUUUUCACCGAGUUGUCAAAAAUUUUAUGAUUCAAGGGGGGGAUUUUUGUGUUGGCAAUGGUACUGGAGGGGAAUCUAUCUAUGGAGGUACUUUCGAGGAUGAAAACUUUGAUAUUAAACAUGACCGCCCUAUGCUUUUAUCAAUGGCUAACAGAGGAAAAAACACGAAUGGAUCUCAGUUUUUCAUAACUACACAGCCAGCGCCACAUCUUGACGGGGUGCACGUGGUGUUUGGACACGUCGUGAUGGGAGAUGCUGUGAUAUCCCAUAUAGAACAGCUGCCAGUGGAUCGCAUGUCUCGCCCCCUGCAGGACGCCAAGGUCUCAAACUGUGGUCAGCUUGUCCUCAAGUCCAAAUUCAAAGCUAAGAAAGCUAAGAAAGUGUCAUCAGAAGAAUCGUCUUCUGAAGAGUCAGAUGAAAGUGAAGAGGAAGUUCGUAAAAGAAAGAAAUCAAAAUACAAGAAAGAAAAAAAACGAGAUAAAAAGAAGAAGGAAAAAACUAAGAAACCUGAAUCUGUUGAAGAAAAUGAGGUAGAAGAAGAGGAAGAAGAGGAGGUGUCGGAUAAAGAAACUAAUGCUCAAGUAGCAACGUCAAACAUUAAUCUUGAGGAGAUACCUGAGGUUCCUCCACACAGAUUUUUAUUCAGAGAGGGUGGAUAUGACAGUAAUCCUGAUAAAGAAAAGUUAAGAGAAGAAAGGAGGAAAAAAAAACAAAAAAUUCGUGGAAUUACAAAGAGUGGACGAGUUAUCAAAGGAAGGGGAGUUUUUCGUUACCGCACCCCUUCCAGGAGUCGAUCUCGUAGUUUGACUCCUCCUCAUUGGAAACAGGCUCAAAAACAUACAAUUAAACUGGGAGAUUAUGAGAAGAAGGAAUUAGAAAAAAGGCACAAAGAAGAAGAAAUAAAAAGAAGAGAGGAAAAUCGCAAGAAAAGACAUCAUGAAAAGAAUAAAGCUUUGUUGGCUUAUGGAAGUGAAAGCCACACACCUGACCACAGCCCACCCCACAGACGGAGUGCGCCCACCAUUGAUUCUGACACUGAGGAGGGAGAAUUGCACGAUGAUAGUCAGCACAACGGUAACACAUCCUCUCCGCAACCUCCAAUCGACUACAAUGCUCUGGACUAUGAGGGUGGAGGAUUUGAGUCUUCACCCAAGGUAAAGUCCAAGAUCGAAUCCAACAUAAUGUUCCAAUCUUCAGGAGAAAAUAAAAUCAGGAAAGAAAGUUCUAACAUCAAAGAGAAUUGUCAAAUUAAUCAAGAAAGUGAUGGAGACUGUUCUCCAAAAUCUGCUUCCAUAAAACAGAGUAGUGUUGUAUUAAAACCUGCAAAUGAUAUUGAACCUUCUCCUCUCACGAUGGAAGAUGAUGAUAACAACAAAGAAAAUCAAGUAGAUGAGGAAAGUGAUCUGUCUUUAGGUAACAAAUCAAAAGAAAACGAUACUCAUGACUUGCCUAACCAAAAAGCCAAUACUAUUGAAAGUAAAACAAUUAAAGAAUUAAAAGAGAAAAAAAUUGAUGAAAUUAAAGAGAAAAUCAGAAUCCUAGAUUCUAUUAAAACUGAACGAGAAAAAGAGAAGCAGAAAGAAAAAGAAAAACAGGCUUAUAAGGAAAAACAAAUUAAUAAGGAGAGUGAUAUAAAAUCCACAGAUAGGUACAGAGAAAGAAGGAGGUCACGUUCCCGGCAAAGAAAAGACAGCAGAAGUUCUAGAUCAUCUAGGAGAAGGUCCUCAGACUCCAGAAGGAAACAGGACAGAUCUAGAUCCAGGAGGAGUUCUAGGUCACGAAGAAGAGACAGUUCCAGAUCAAGAAGGCAUAGAUCUUCACCAAGAAGAGAUCGCAGGAGGGACAGGUCAAGGUCUCAUAAACGAUCUAGGUCAAGGGACAGAUAUCGACGAUCUAGAGAUCGAGAUCACCGCAGGGCAUCUCAUUCGUCUCGAUCUAAAGGUGACCAAAAGAAGAAAUUAAUUUCCGAUGGGUCAUCAAGAGAGAGAUCUCAAACUCAAGAGAAGAAAAAAGCAAAAUCCCCCUCCUCGAUUCGUUCUCAAAAAGAUAAAAAUGGUAACACUAGAGAUUUGAUAAAAAAAUCAAAAUCUCCUCCCAAAAAAAAAGAUAAGGAUGAUUUACCGUCGAACGAAAAAAGUCGUGGAGAAGAGGCAAAGCGUAAACUGACUGAGAAAAUGGAAGAACUACGCAGAAUGCGUGAAGCGAAAAAAAAAGAAGACAGACAAAGUUCAUCAUCUAGCUCCUCAGAUUCGAGUUCAUUCAGUCAUGGAAAGCGUAGAAACAACUGAACAGUUUUAAUAAAAGUGUGUGUUUGUUAAAUAUGUAAAUGUAUAAAACGUAGUAUAAGCCUGGAGUUAAAUUUUUGCAUUUAUAGAAUUGGAGUCACAUGUUGGCAUUAAAGUUUUACACUCUA